Messenger RNA from Cucurbita moschata (crookneck pumpkin), 944 nucleotides. RefSeq lists its product as uncharacterized. Lineage: Eukaryota; Viridiplantae; Streptophyta; Magnoliopsida; Cucurbitales; Cucurbitaceae. The record is from RefSeq and is a predicted model, not a curated record. The transcript has 2 exons. The coding region runs from base 242 to 799 and encodes 185 amino acids.
UUCAUCCUUGCAAAAUAAUGAUAAUAAUAAUAAAUAAAUAAGAAAAAAAAAUUGAUUUCAAAGUGAUUGCUUCCUUGAUAACCACCGGGGGAGAACGGUCGCCGUUUUAUCUUCCAUUCCAAUUCCACCGCUGAGGGAGAGAGAGAGGGUGAAGAAGAGUGGAAGAUCGAACGCUACUUCGUAGUUCUCGGAAGGUCGCCAUUGCCGCCAUUGAUAACAGACCUCCAUCCUCUCCCUUCUUAUGCAGAGCAAGAGCCUUUCUCCGGACUCCAGAGAUUUCGACUUCGAUGAUUACAUCGGAAUAGAGAGCUGUGUUGAUUUGAUGGAGAAUCACACGUCGUCGGACAUCUCCGGGGAGAAUUGUAGGAGAGAUAACAAAAUGUGGGGAAUGGAGAGGAAAGAUCACAACGAAUAUCCACCGCCGAUUCAAUUGCUGGUUCGAACUGAGAAUCUGGCUUCCCAAAUGCCAUGGGUGUUGAAACGACACUACACCGACGACGGACGGCUGAUUCUGACGGAGGAGAGAUUGAGAUACUACGAAUUCUUCCGUGCCCACAGAUCCAACGGCCGUCUGAUGCUGCAGCUGGUGGCCUUCGACGACCAGGGCUACGAUGAGUCGAACGUGGAAAUAGGGGGUGAGGACGGCGGUGAUGGAGAGGAAUGUGCGGCGGCGGCGGAGGGCAGAGAUGCAGAGAUGCAGAGUCGUCUGUGUUCGGGGUGUCAGUGCCCGCAGGGAGCUUUGAGGACUGUACGAAGCUUAGGGAAAGACGUCAGUAACAGCAACAGCAACAGCUUAUAGCGUGGAAUCGCAUUGUAUGUGUGCACGUGUCAUUUAAUUUUUAGAUGAUAUUAUAUGAUUAUGAAAAAAUUAAUUAGACUAAUAUUCAAAUAUUUGACCUUCCACCCUUCCUUGGUAGAAGUAAUUCUUUUUUGUAAGGAACCCU